Messenger RNA from Didymodactylos carnosus, 822 nucleotides. The record is from the annotation of a GenBank genome assembly. Lineage: Eukaryota; Metazoa; Rotifera; Eurotatoria; Philodinida; Philodinidae.
AUGGAUUAUCACGGUCCAAUUAUCCCAUCAUCGGCGAGAGGACAUAAGUAUAUUAUAUCUAUCACCGAUAUCAUGUCUAAAUUUGUUAUUGCUAAAGCCGUGCGCGACAAUAGUGCAGAAACGGCUGCAGAAUUUCUUCAGCAGGAAGUAAUCACUAAAUACGGGACACCCCGAUGUAUACUAACUGACAAUGGAUCACAUUUCACAGCAAUGAUGUUUAACAACCUAUUAAAAAGCAUUGGGGCAACACAUCUUUAUUCAACACCUUAUCAUCCUCAGACAAAUGGUCAAAUAGAACGAUUUAAUGCAACAAUGGAUGCGAAAAUCGCGGUGCUAGCUAAUGAAAGAAAAACAAACUGGCAUGAACAGUUACCUUUUGUUACAUUUAUCUAUAACACCAGCGUACACGCCACCACCAAACACAUUCCGUUUGAGUUAAUGUAUGGCAGAAAACCCGUUCUACCAUUCGAUCCUCAAUCCUCAGUGGUAUCGACAAUGGAAAGGGACGAAUAUUUAGAGUAUGCGAAAGACUACAUUUCGUCUCUAACCCAGGACAUGAAACGGAUUGUCCUCAACAGUCAACGAAAAUACAAGGAGAAGUACGAUCUAAAUCGAAGUAAUCCAACAUAUUCAAUAGGAGACUUAGUUCUUGUCAAAACAACAGCGGCGAGAAAUAAGUUUUCUGUGCGUAAUGAAGGUCAGUUUCGGGUGCAGAAACAAUUGGGACCGAAAACGUAUUUUGUUGAGCACGUGCGUAAACCAGAAUAUCAAAAACAAGUCACUGUUGACUCGAUAAUUCCAAUCGUCGAGCGACUUUCGUGA